GCUUGGAGACAGUAUGUUAUAAUGUGUUGUGAAGACGGGUGCGGUGCCAAACUGGAAAAUGGUACUUCAUGUGCGUUAUUUGACGGGAACAGAGUCAGAUGAUCAUGGACCACACCGUUACGCUAUGGGACAUUGUACCUCCGAGAAGCAGCAAAGCAGGAGACGCCAAGAUUAUGAUUUCUUUACCAAUUAAUUCGUAAUUAAUUUGAUUACUGUUAUGAGAACAGUCAAACUUGUUCUCAUUAAUCCAUAAUAUUCUUGCAUCGGUAAAUGGUGACAUAUAAUUGCUGAAGACGUUGACAGACUGGACCAGGACUUGAUGAUGCCAGGCAAUGGGAGUUCCGAGGCGGGAUGCAGCAGGACAGCAUCAGGCAGCUACUCCAACACCACCUGCGGCCAGACGGAGCUGUCCGUCACCGCCUCCAUCAUUUCCAUGACCGUGGGCAUCUUCUCCAACAUCCUGGCUCUCUGCAUCCUGGUCAAAGCCUACCGCCGCUUUCGCCUCAAGACCAAGGCCUCCUUCCUGCUGUUCGCCAGCGGCCUGGUGGGCACCGAUCUCCUGGGCCACCUCAUUAACGGCUCCCUGGUGCUAUAUGUCUACGCUUGUAACAAGGAGUGGGAAGCCUUUGACCCGCACCACAUACUGUGCAGUCUCUUCGGGGUGUCCAUGGUGUUUUUCGGUCUGAGCCCCCUGCUCCUGGGUAGCCUAAUGGCGGUGGAACGCUGCAUUGGUGUCACCAGGCCCCUGUUCCACUCCACAGCCCUUGCCGCCCACCACAUGAAGAGGCUGCUGGGGCUGACCUGGCUGUUAGCUGCCCUGGUGGCUCUGCUACCUGUGCUGCUGUGGAGGCCCUACAAGGUGCAGCGCUCCCAGAGCUGGUGUUUCUUCCGCAUGGAGGGGCCCCGCAACUGGCUGGACGUGGUCCUCCCGCUGAUCUUCUCUACACUGGGCCUCCUGGCUCUGCUGGUGUCCAUUGUGUGCAACACACUGACCAGCUGCACCCUACUGCAGUCCAAGCUGCGCUGCCACCGCCAACGUCGCCGCAAGGACACCUCCCACCACUUUGAGAUGAUAUGCCAGCUCAUAACCAUCAUGCUUGUGUCCUGUGUGUGCUGGGGCCCUUUAUUGGUUAACGUCAUCAUACUGAGCACCCAGGUCCAGGGCGAGCGUGCGUUUGCCCGCCUGCUGCUGUCAAUCCGCAUGGCCACCUGGAACCAGAUCCUGGACCCCUGGAUCUACAUCCUCCUGAGAAAGGCCAUCCUCAAGAAGCUCUUCCUGCUGGUGCACAGCUGCUGGAGCACCAAGUCCCACUCCCACCCCCUCAACCGCUGGAAGUGCAGCCCAGUGAAAGGCUCUGGGGAGAACAGCGGCACCUCCAUCAGCACUAAACCAGAAUUCUUCUGUUUGGAUGGAAAUGUUGGAGGCCUACCAGACACAAUAAUUAAGCCCAUCACUUGAACCCCUGGAUGGGGCAUCUGAUCUGAGAGACCCUGGGUCCCAGGUGGAGUGUUUGCAGGCAGCACCUGUAGCACAUUGAUGAAUAGAUGGAGUAAGCGAUAAGCUAAGGAACCAGAUAAGAUUUUUUUUAGGAAGAGCAUAUGAAGGAUCAUUCAAAGUAUUAUAAACUGGGUAGUUCGAGCCCUGAAUGCUGAUUGGCUGACAGCUGUGGUAUAUGAGACCGUAUACAACGGGUAUGACAAAACAUUUAUUUUUAUUGCUCUAAUUACGCUAGUAACUAGUUUCUAAUAGCAAUAUGGCACCUUGAGGGUUUGUGGUAUAUGGCCAGUAUACCAUGGCUAAGGGCUGUGUCCAGGCACUCCACAUUGCAUCUUGCCUAAGAACAGCCCUUAGCCAUGGUAUAUUGGCCAUAUACCACACUUCCUCAGGCCUUAUCGCUUAAUUGUACACUCGUGAGGUGUACAGACACUGGUAAUAGGUGUGUUGGUCAUAAUUGACAAUGACACACAGGACUAAGAUGGACCCUGGAGUUAGUUAGCCCCAGUUACUGAUAUGUCUGUCUAACCUAUAACUGACCUUGAAAGGAUGAACUCUGCAAUCAGCACUACAUGUCAAUGUUGUCUUCUUGAUUCUUCUCUGUGACAGUUAUGGAGUAUAAACCCAGCUGCUCAGAACUAAAGACAUCUGUAGCUCUGGAGUUCCUCACAGCACUCGAAGAUUGUGCAGAAUGACAAGACCAUUUGAUUGUUUUCAGCUCCCCAUCAGUCAGUGAGUGAGUGCCAGGCAAUCUGAAUUAUCACCCCAGCAGGUGGUCCUCCGGUAAAAUUAAUUGUUCUCUUGUUUCACUAUCUUCUGGAGUCCCAAUAUGGCAGGUAUGACGUAAUUUCCACGUAGAUUGAUUUGUUUUGGAUUCUGAAGAGACUCUUCUGGCUGGCCUGGCUGUUGAAGUUGCUGUUGUGUUUGGCAGAUGGUUGGUAUACCUCUUUGACCUUCUGCGGUGCUAUGGACUGAUGAAAAAUGACUUUUUGACACAUUUUAUAUUUAUGUGUCUGUCUGUCCAUGUUGAGAGUACAUUUUGUUCACAAGUUUUCUGUAUUAAAACAUUUUCUGAAGUCAUUCUCUCACCAUGGGUGUUCAGACUGUUCACCAUUUACAGCACAGUAACUCAGUUAAGCUCAUCUGAUGAGCUGAUCACCUCUAUCCUUUCAGUGGUUUUAAAAUGACUCAGCAUGAUCAUUUUAAUUUAACAGUGCUUUCUUAUAUGAUAUACUGUGUGUUGAAGUAACAUUACCUAUCUAUGGACUAUGUAUACAGGUCCUUAUAAACCAUUUCCUAAUCAUAAAUUACAUAUUUUUGCAUGGCCUCAUCUAAAAUAAAAUGUGAGCUAUCUAUGCUUUAGAAAUACUUUAUAAAUGUUUUGAGUGACCAGUGUAAUUUCUAACAAAAAGAUGAACAUGCCAUUGGUAGACAUUCCAGCGGUACCUGAUGCUCCAUAAGGUCUCAAAAUGGCCCCUAGAACAUAUAAAGGGUUAAAGAAUAAGGAAAUAUAUUGAACAUUUUAUUCACAAAAACUGUUGUGAAACAACUGUUACAAAGGGCUUGAGGAAGAGCUGUAAUGUGAAUGUUCUGCUAGGGUUGUGAACCUGGAGAAUAUGAACUGAUCAUAAAACAUGGAGAUGUAGACGACACACAACAGCUGGCUGGACCAGACAGUUGUUCUCUAGUUGAUUUUUAUUACUUAAUUAUUACUGAUAUUUGAUUGAGGUAACCGUGUUACAUGUAUGAUUUGCAGGUAGAAAUUGUAUAUGUAUAAACUUUAAAUGUUUCCAGUGCUUCAGUCUUUUAACUGCAGACUAUUUUCACACAUGGCUUUGUUUGGUGUCACCUCUACUGGACCUUUAAAUAUAGUAACUCUCUAAACGUAGGGUAGCGUGGGGUAACUAGCUCUCCGGGGCUAGUUUAGUUACUAGUAACUAGUUAUCAACUAGCUCUCAGAUAUCAUAUUAAAAACGGCUAACAUUUGCCUCCACCUAUGGCAAAAUUGCAGAAUUGCAGGAAUUUAACUUUAAAACGUAACUUUGAAAGGGGGGGUGGAUGUGGGUACGCAUGAGUUCCAUUUUUUUGUGCCCCCACCCCCAUCAAAGUUGCCCAUCCCUGAUCUACGCUGAUUGAAGUGGAUUUAACAGGUGACAUCAAUAAGGGAUCAUAGCGUUCACCUGGAUUCACCUAGUCAGUCUGUGUCAUGGAAAGAGCAGGUGUUCCUAAUGUUUUGUACACUCAGUGUAUACUAGAUUACUAGCAUUUACAAUGUGGGAGGAAAGGUUAGCAAAUGAUGAUUAAACUAUUUAUUAAGCCAGUAUACAUGCUUUAUUACGUGGAGUUAUUAUAAUGUAAAGUGCUACUAUUUGUUUUACUUCUGAAACAGAACAAAGAGAACUAUGUUGUGUCUGUGUCAACCAUCAUGCCAACAAUAUGCAUGCCAAAGACCUGCAAGAGUGAAAAACGAUGAUGUAUGUAAAUUAAAACACAUUGAUAUUGUAUUGUUGUAUCGUAAGCACAUCAUUUUAACCUCCAUAUCUGCUCUUUUCUACUUGAAAAACGAUAUAGGCUACCACUUCAUUUGCGCAAUGAUCUCCUUCAGUAUAAACUAAAUUAUAUAAAUUUUUCUACACAUUGUCAUUGCCAUUUAUGUUCAAACUGUGAAGGAUUUUGGAGGUGGGCCUAGGCUAU
Salvelinus fontinalis (brook trout) is the source of this 4189-nucleotide messenger RNA. RefSeq names its product prostaglandin F receptor (FP) (gene ptgfr). Gene Ontology annotation, molecular function: thromboxane receptor activity; prostaglandin F receptor activity. The coding region runs from base 320 to 1459 and encodes 379 amino acids. Gene Ontology annotation, biological process: positive regulation of cytosolic calcium ion concentration; inflammatory response; adenylate cyclase-activating G protein-coupled receptor signaling pathway. The record is from RefSeq and is a predicted model, not a curated record. The transcript has 3 exons. Gene Ontology annotation, cellular component: plasma membrane. Lineage: Eukaryota; Metazoa; Chordata; Actinopteri; Salmoniformes; Salmonidae.